Candidula unifasciata is the source of this 179-nucleotide messenger RNA. The record is from the annotation of a GenBank genome assembly. NCBI's taxonomy places the organism in Eukaryota, Metazoa, Mollusca, Gastropoda, Stylommatophora, Geomitridae.
UUCAAUUCUCACUGGGAUGUUCUCAUCUACUGAUGUGUCUUAUAGUUCAAUUCUCACUGGGAUGUUCUCAUCUACUGAUGUGUCUUAUAGUUCAAUUCUCACUGGGAUGUUCUCAUCUACUGAUGUGUCUUAUAGUUCAAUUCUCACUGGGAUGUUCUCAUCUACUGAUGUAUCUCAUA